Sabethes cyaneus is the source of this 1237-nucleotide messenger RNA. RefSeq names its product ribosome biogenesis regulatory protein homolog. The record is from RefSeq and is a predicted model, not a curated record. Gene Ontology annotation, molecular function: protein binding. The transcript is spliced from 4 exons. Gene Ontology annotation, biological process: ribosomal large subunit biogenesis; ribosomal large subunit export from nucleus; endonucleolytic cleavage in ITS1 to separate SSU-rRNA from 5.8S rRNA and LSU-rRNA from tricistronic rRNA transcript (SSU-rRNA, 5.8S rRNA, LSU-rRNA). Bases 146 to 1189 code for a protein of 347 amino acids. Gene Ontology annotation, cellular component: nucleus; nucleolus; preribosome, large subunit precursor. NCBI's taxonomy places the organism in Eukaryota, Metazoa, Arthropoda, Insecta, Diptera, Culicidae.
UGUUGCCUCUGUCGGUAGAAUUUCUCACAUGUUCUGUUCAAUACCAGUGAUAAGUGUGAUAAAUGUAAACAUAAUCGUAGGAAACAUUGCUUUGCCAGAAAAAGUGUUGCUCUGAGUGUGUUUCUUAAGAAUUACAAGCUGUAGAAUGGACAUCGUCAAAGAGGUGCUCGAGAAACAAAAGAAGGAUUUGGAAAAGUUCAAAUCAAUAACUGUAGAAAAACACUUGGAAGUUGGAAUCGAUGUCGGUCACCUUAUGGUGACUGAUCCAAAUUAUUUCGACGAUGAUCAGUUUAGAGCUGGCAAAGAGCAAUAUCUCUUGAACCUGACGCGGGACAAUACACAAUUGCUUAUCAAUAGCAUUUGGGAGUUACCAACUGAACGUGUAGAAGAAUCUGUCGUUGCUAAGAUUACACCUCCUCGAUUUGUUUUGCCUCGAGCUCGAAAGCUCCCGGUUCCGAAGCCACUAACUAAAUGGGAACAGAUAGCAAAGGCCAAGGGUAUCAAAAAACGCCCUCGUGAAAAGAAAGUAUACGAUCAAGUGCUGGAUAAAUGGGUUCCUACAUAUGGUUAUCAACGAUAUAAGGCAGAAAAAGAAAAGGAUUGGAUACUCGAGGUUCCUCAAAAUGCUGACCCGAACAAGGAUAUGUUCCAAGAGAAGCGAGAUUUGAGGAUCGAACGAAUAGCUAAGAAUGAAAUUUCGCGGAUGAGAAAUAUUGCCCGAGCAAAAAAGAUUCAAACGCCUCGAACUGGUUUCCUGGGUCCUGAUUCUGCAUCUGCCAAACAGCUCAUAACGGCGGCAAAUAUUGCGAAAGCCUCAACGGCCUCGGUUGGUGUUUUCCAGGAAAAACUCAAUAAUGAUAAACAAGCACGUGGAAUUGGAGUGAAAGAAUUGAUACCAGGUAAUAAGAAGAAACGGACGUCAGUUUCGUUACCGCGUGAAAGAAAACGAAACCUGGAUAUUGUAAACAAAGUUCUUAACAAAAAGCCCAAAAUAGAUGUAGAAAAGGCUAUUUCUCUACAGAAAGCCGAAUCACGAGCAGAGCGCGAAGCUUCAAUGGCCGAGGAAGGGCAAGCUUCGAAAAAGAAGGGCAAAAAGGGUUCCAAAGGAAGCUUUGGCCGCAAAAAGCCAAAAGGAGGACAAGGUAAGCGUAACCAUAGCAAGCGUGCGGUUGGACGGAAAAGGCGAUAAGGCAGAACGUGGGAUCAAUGGGUUGAUAAGCUAUAUAGAAUGCAAAAU